AUGAGAACCUGGAAUAACACAGAGUUUCCUUACUUCAUCCUUAUGGGGCUGACAGACUCUGGAGAGCUCCAGCAGGCACUCUCUAUGCUGUUUCUCCUGAUUUACCUGGCUAGUGUGCUGGGAAAUCUAGCUAUGAUUGUGAUAAUUCGUCUGGAUGUACAGCUUCACACUCCUAUGUAUUUUUUCCUCACUCACCUCUCCUUCAUUGACCUCAGUUACUCAAGUGUCAUCACACCUAAAACCCUAGAGAACUUGUUGACUUCCACCAAGAGUAUUUCCUUCCUGGGAUGCUUCACGCAGAUGUACUUUUUUGUUCUACUUGGUGCUGCAGAAUGUUUUCUCCUGGCCUCCAUGGCCUAUGAUCGCCAUGUGGCUAUCUACAGUCCUCUGCGCUACCCAGAGAUUUUGUCCAAAAGCCUGUGCCGAGUCCUGAUCAUGGCAUCCUACCUGAUUGGUUUCAUUGACUCCUCGGUGAAUGCUGUUUGUAUGAGUAGAUUAAAAUUUUGCAACUCCAAUGCAGUCUCACAUUUUUUCUGUGACACUUCCCCAAUGUUAGCUCUGUCCUGCACUGAUACAGAUGAGGUUCAAACUAUAAUUUUUGUUUUUGCUGGUUGUACCCUAAUGGUCUCCCUUAUCACAAUAGCCACGUCCUAUGUGUCCAUUCUGUCUACUAUUCUGAAAAUUAAGUCUAUCACAGGAAAGCAGAAAGCCUUCUCCACCUGUGCCUCCCAUCUGCUGGGAGUCACCAUUUUUUAUGGCACUAUGAUCUUUACCUAUUUGAAACCCAAGCAGUCCUACUCCCUGGGAAAGGAUCAAGUGGCUUCUGUGUUUUACACGAUUGUGAUCCCCAUGCUGAAUCCACUCAUUUAUAGUCUUAGGAACAAGGAAGUAAAAAAUGCUUUCUUUCGAGUCAUGCAGAAGAGAGUCUCCUUUGGGCAACUGAAAUAA
Molecule: messenger RNA, 948 nt
Organism: Perognathus longimembris pacificus (Pacific pocket mouse)
Lineage: Eukaryota; Metazoa; Chordata; Mammalia; Rodentia; Heteromyidae
Product: olfactory receptor 8H1-like
Exons: 1
Coding region: 1-948 (315 amino acids)
Biological process (GO): G protein-coupled receptor signaling pathway; sensory perception of smell
Cellular component (GO): membrane
Molecular function (GO): odorant binding; olfactory receptor activity; G protein-coupled receptor activity
Source: RefSeq, a predicted model, not a curated record